GUUUUGAGUGAAAUUGUUUAAAAAGAAUAAAAAAUGAUCCUGAGAUUAUUUGGAUCGUUGGGAAAAUCUUGCAGUACACCGAUUUCUUCUAUUUUACGCUCUGUUCCGAAGAGUUCGGCCCGUUCGACAGUCACAAAUUCGGCCCGUUCGACAUGCCGGUUGCAUUCGACACAAACUGCAACACGCGUUUACGAUAUAAAUACCAAAGUUCCCAAGGAUGUGAUGUUGUUCAAAUACGAAAAUCCACGAUUUUUCAAAGUACUGAACAUUUUUGCUGUUUCGCAGUUUCUUUUCUGGGGUUAUCUGUGCCAUUUCUCAUACACUACGCUUAAAGAUGCCCCUGUUGACGAAACAAGUACUGAGAGUUUGCCAUGGUAUAAGCGAAUCAAUCUAGGAGAAAACAAGUAUCGCAACAGUAUCGCUAUAAUGUGCUUCUGCAUAGGUUACGGUGUUUUGUUUGCAUCCUGGAUGUUCACGCUACGUUCCGUGCGCUAUUUGGUGCUGCGAAAGGGUGGAAGCGAAGUGAGCGUAGUUACUUAUGCACCCUUCGGAACGAACCGAAUAAUGGACGUUCCGCUGAAAUAUGUCUCAGCACAGGAGUCCCGGGAGGCAGCCCGCGUCACUGUUCCUAUAAAGAUCAAGAAUCGGGCUCUCUUCUACGUACUUGAUAUGCGUGGCGAGUUUACAAAUGCGAAACUGUAUGACUACACCGUAGGAUUGAGUAGGAAACUUAAGUAAUCAAUUUGUAUCUAAAGAAAAAGAAAACAAGCAAAUUUAGUUCACCAUAGUUCAAGGUCGGUAAAGUAUAUUUCUUAAUA
Messenger RNA from Anopheles coustani, 818 nucleotides. RefSeq names its product transmembrane protein 223. Lineage: Eukaryota; Metazoa; Arthropoda; Insecta; Diptera; Culicidae. Gene Ontology annotation, cellular component: mitochondrion. The coding region runs from base 34 to 738 and encodes 234 amino acids. Gene Ontology annotation, biological process: nervous system development. The record is from RefSeq and is a predicted model, not a curated record. The transcript is spliced from 2 exons.